This is a messenger RNA of Acomys russatus (golden spiny mouse), 945 nucleotides long. RefSeq names its product olfactory receptor 8H1-like. NCBI's taxonomy places the organism in Eukaryota, Metazoa, Chordata, Mammalia, Rodentia, Muridae. Gene Ontology annotation, molecular function: olfactory receptor activity; odorant binding; G protein-coupled receptor activity. The transcript has a single exon. The coding region runs from base 1 to 945 and encodes 314 amino acids. The record is from RefSeq and is a predicted model, not a curated record. Gene Ontology annotation, cellular component: membrane. Gene Ontology annotation, biological process: sensory perception of smell; G protein-coupled receptor signaling pathway.
AUGAGUACCUGGAAUUACACAAAUAAGCCUUAUUUCAUCCUAAUGGGUCUGACAGACUCCAAGGAGAUCCAGCUGGUCCUCUCUGUGCUGUUUCUCCUGAUAUACCUGGUCACUGUGCUGGGCAACAUAGGCAUGAUGCUCAUCAUCCAUCUAGAUGCCCAGCUUCACACCCCAAUGUACUUCUUCCUCACCCAUCUGUCAUUCCUUGACCUCAGUUACUCAACUGUCAUCACACCCAAAACUUUAGCAAAUCUGCUGACUUCCACUAAGAACAUUUCCUUCAUGGGCUGCUUCACUCAGAUGUACUUUUUUGUCCUUUUGGCAGCCACUGAGUGUUUCCUUCUGUCGUCCAUGGCCUAUGAUCGGUAUGUAGCUAUCUGUAAUCCUUUACACUAUUCAGUUGUUAUGUCCAACAGAUUCUGCAGUGCCCUCCUCACUGGGUCAUACGUGUUUGGAGCUCUGGAUUCCACUGUCAAUAUGUUAUGCAUGGGCACACUAGAUUUCUGCAACUCCAAUAUCAUCCAUGACUUUUUCUGUGACACGUCCCCACUUAUAGCCCUGUCUUGCAGCAAUACACAUGAUAUUGAAUUCAUUAUAUUCACUUUUGCUGGUUCCACCCUACUCUUGUCCCUUAUCACAAUAUCUGCAUCCUAUGUGUCCAUUCUCUCUACUAUUUCGAAGAUCAAUUCCACUUCAGGAAAACAGAGGGCUUUCUCAACUUGUGCCUCUCACAUCCUGGCAGUCACCAUAUUUUACGGUACCAUGAUCUUUACUCAUUUAAAAUCAAAUAAAUCCUUCUCCUUGGGAAAGGAUGAAGUGGCUUCUGUUUUUUACACUAUUGUGAUCCCCAUGCUGAACCCACUCAUUUAUAGUCUCAGAAACAAGGAAGUGAAAUGUGCUGUUGUUAGAAUUAUAAAGAAAAGAGAGAGAACUCUGGAUAAAUAA